CACACCCAAUACCUUGCCUGGAAUCCGCGUCCACGAGGCGAGCGCGAGAGGUCGCACUCUGACGCCACGCAACGCCGGGCGCCACCCGUCACCGCUACCGUGCCCCCGUAACCCGCGGACGCACACGAUUCUUGCUCGAUUUGGCCGGCCUCCUCCGUUUGCGUGUCGUCCUAAUAACUAACUGCUUCACUCUCUCACUGCUCCCCUCUCCCUCCUCUCGCUUUCCGGUCCCUGGCUGACACACACAUUAGCUCCUGCUGAUCCGAGCAAAGAUCCGUCCAUGGAGGCCGAGUCGAGAAAGCUCCUCCUGCUCUGCCUCUGCUGCUUCGUCUUCCUCGCCACAUCGGGCGCGCAGCCGCACAUCGGCGUCAACUACGGCGAGGUGGCGGACAACCUGCCGCCGCCGGACGCGACGGCGAAGCUGCUCAAGUCCACCGCCAUCACCAAGGUCCGCCUCUACGGCGUCGACGCGGGUCUCAUCCGCGCGCUGGCCGGCACGGGCGUCUCCCUCGUGCUCGGCGUGGCCAACGGCGACAUCCCCGCCAUCGCCGCCGACCCCAACGCCGCCUCCGGCUGGCUGGCCGCCAACGUGCUGCCGUUCGUCCCGGCCUCGUCCAUCUCCGUCGUCGCCGUCGGCAACGAGGUGCUCGAGUCCGGCGACGCCGCGCUCGCCGCCGCGCUGCUCCCGGCCAUGCAGAACCUCCGCGCCGCAGCCGUCGCGGCCGGCGGCGCCGCCGCCGGGAUCGGCUUCUCCACCGUCAACACCAUGGCCGUGCUCGCGCAGUCCGACCCGCCGUCCGCCGGCGCGUUCCGCGCCGACGCGGCCGCGCAGCUGCAGCAGAUCCUGGGCUUCCUCAGCCGCACCGGCGCGCCCUUCAUGGUCAACCCCUACCCCUACUUCGCGUACCAGUCCGACCCGAGGCCCGACACGCUCGCCUUCUGCCUCUUCCAGCCCAACGCCGGCCGCGUCGACGCCGGCUCCAGGAUCAGGUACGCCAACAUGUUCGACGCGCAGGUCGACGCCGUCAAGUCGGCGCUGGGCCGCGCCGGGUACGGCGCCGUGGACAUCGUGGUGGCCGAGACCGGGUGGCCGACCAAGGGCGACCCCGCGGAGGCCGGCGCCACCGUGGACAACGCCAGGGCCUACGUUUCCAACCUCGUCGCGCACCUCGGGUCCGGCGCCGGCACGCCGCUCAUGCCGGGGAGGCCCGUGGACACGUACCUCUUCGCGCUCUACGACGAGGACCUCAAGCCCGGCCCGGCGUCCGAGCGGGCCUUCGGGCUCUACCACACCGACCUCACCAUGGCGUACGACGCCGGCCUCACCUCGUCCGGCUCCGGCGCGGCCACCACGCCGACGACGCCGACGACGCCGAGCAAGGGGUCGGGGUCCGGGUGGUGCGUGGCGAGCGCGGGGGCGACGGAGGCGCAGCUGCAGACGGACAUGGACUACGCGUGCUCGCAGGUGGGCGUGGACUGCGGCGCCAUCCAGCCCGGGGGCGCGUGCUUCGAGCCCAACACGGUGCGCGCCCACGCCGCCUACGCCAUGAACCAGCUCUACCAGGCCGCCGGCAGCCACCCAUGGAACUGCGACUUCCGGCAGUCCGCCACCCUCACCUCCACCAACCCCAGCUACGGCUCGUGUGUCUUCACCGGAGGCCAAUGAUGCAAUGCAACUCAACUCAAAAAAUUCUUCCGGCCGUGAUGGUGCGGUGAGCGCCAUGAUUGGAUCGAAUCAUCAUCGAGUAAAGCCACGAAACAGUGGGCGGUGGUUGUGCGCGGGAUGCGUUGCUGCAUACGCAUCGCAUCCCCCAUGUUUUCAUUUCGUUUCAUUCCAUAUAUCCUUGCAGCCGAGCAAUUCUUUUUAGAUCUAGAGAUGGCGUGUGCUGUACGAUGUACACGCCCAAUCCUUUUCUACCUGCCUUGGUCUUGGUGUGUACUGUACAAUGUACAUGGGUGGUGUGUGGUGACGAGCUUUGUGUGCUUCGUGCGUGUGUGUGUGUGUGUGUUUGUGUGUACGCCCGUAACUUGGAUUGCUGGUAGAGUGUUGUACGUAGUAUUAUUUGUUCGGCGUUCAUGUGUAAGCAUUUGACAUUGAGCAAUUGGAUCUUGGUGCCUGAAUCA
This is a messenger RNA of Hordeum vulgare subsp. vulgare (domesticated barley), 2124 nucleotides long. Its product is annotated as glucan endo-1,3-beta-glucosidase 7. Gene Ontology annotation, biological process: carbohydrate metabolic process. The transcript has 3 exons. The coding region runs from base 281 to 1666 and encodes 461 amino acids. Lineage: Eukaryota; Viridiplantae; Streptophyta; Magnoliopsida; Poales; Poaceae. Gene Ontology annotation, cellular component: plasma membrane. The record is from RefSeq and is a predicted model, not a curated record. Gene Ontology annotation, molecular function: hydrolase activity, hydrolyzing O-glycosyl compounds.